This is a messenger RNA of Rangifer tarandus platyrhynchus (Svalbard reindeer), 939 nucleotides long. Lineage: Eukaryota; Metazoa; Chordata; Mammalia; Artiodactyla; Cervidae. The record is from the annotation of a GenBank genome assembly.
AUGCUCAAAAACCCAACCCCCCCCAGUAAAUUUCAGGGGAGAGUUUUCAAAGGCAAGGUGAGUGCCAGGGCUCAGAGCAUGCACUUAGUACAGUUCGCAGCUGAGUACCCAGGGGCCGCGGAGUACAGCGUUUGCCCUUGUCUUUCCACCCGCCUCUUUAAACUGCCCCAGGACUUUGUAACUAACUUCCUACCUGCUUGUGGCUCCCAGCAGAGUCCGACUGGUCGCCCGGAGUCCCGCCGUCGCCGCACCCACCGCAGAGCUCCUGGCUCCAGGGGGUUCUCUACUCCCGCGGAGCAGACCAACGCCGUGGCAGGGACUCCAGCAUUCUCCCCGGCGCCGCCUGGAGCAGCGCAAACCCUCCCUGCACUGUCAAUGCUGCGCGUGCCCCGGGAGGUGAAGGCGAAGCCGCUGCCGGCGCUGAUGAGCGCCUGGCCCGCGCCUGCUGCCCCCAGCGCCUUUCACACGGAAAGGGCCGAGGGUGCGGCAGUAGCCCGGAGACGGCGAGUUGUAGCACCCCAGGCGUGCUCUCACCAGAACAGGCGGGAGCAGAAGUUCGUGUCCUGCAGCGGGUUGGGCUUCUGCAUCUUGCCUGCGGGGGCGUCCGCCGGCCGGGGUCACGCUGCUCUGGCGGCGAAGCUGCUACUGGAGGUGCCGGCGGAGAGGCUGGAGGCUCAGACACAGCGCGGUCCUCUUAGGGAGACAGAACCACCGGCUCUGGGAGUGGGGGGCGCUGGUGGGACUCCUGGCCCUGACCUCUCGUGGCCGCGCGCUCUGCGCCUCAACCGCCUGGACUCGGAGCAGUGGGGGCAGCAGGACGAAGGGGAGGCCAGGAGGAGGCUGCCAGGAGCCACACGCAGGUCUACAAUGGGAAACCCCUACUCUUCUGGUGGUAAAGAACCUGCCUGCCAAUGCAGGAGACAAGAGACUUGGGUUUGA